AUGAGCGAAUCCUACGAACGAGAGUCGCAAAACAACGAACUCCUCAACUCACUCGCGCACAAAACAUCGGCGCUGAAAUCGGUUACGAUUGAUAUUUACGAUAAUGCGCGUAAUCAGGAUACGCUGGACAAUGCUAAUGAAGUCUUCUCAAACAUGUCCACGAGCCUGCGAGGCAGCGCCGGCCGUCUGACGCGCGCGGCGCGCGCUGGCGAUAAAGUUGCUGUGCUCAAGGUUGCGGGGAUUUGUGUUGGUGCUGGGGUUGGGGUGUGGGUUGUGCUGGGAUGGAUAUUCUGA
This is a messenger RNA of Talaromyces rugulosus, 294 nucleotides long. RefSeq lists its product as uncharacterized. The coding region runs from base 1 to 294 and encodes 97 amino acids. The transcript is spliced from 3 exons. NCBI's taxonomy places the organism in Eukaryota, Fungi, Ascomycota, Eurotiomycetes, Eurotiales, Trichocomaceae. The record is from RefSeq and is a predicted model, not a curated record.